AGGACGAUCAGGGGUGUCCCCUCAGCAGGAUCAGGGGUGUCCCCUCAGCAGGAUCAGGGGUGUCCCCACAGGAAGGAUGGGGAUAUCCCCCAAGCAGAGUCUAGAAUGUCCCCACAGCAGGAUCAGGAAUGUCCCCUCAGCAGGAUCAGGGGUGUCCCCACAGGAAGUCCCGACAUGUCCCCUCAGCACAGGGAGGUCUCAGUGCACGAAGGCCAUUGUGCUGCUGCAGUCCCCGGCCCUGCUCCCCGUCACCCCUCUGUCCAUGUCCUGCUCCCCAGGGACAUUUCCCGGUGGGAAGUGGUGAUCGGGGCCACGGAUCUGAGCCAGCCGGGCCCCGAGGCCCAGCUGCGCCACAUCCAGAGGCUCCUGAAGCACCAGGCCUACAACGAGGGCACGGCCAUGAACAACAUCGCGCUGCUGGAGCUGGACCAGCCCGUGGAGUGCAGCGACUACGUCCAGCUGGGCUGCGUGCCCGACAGCUCCCUGGCAGUGCCCGAGCUGAAAACCUGCUACGUGGCGGGCUGGAGAGCCACCCCGGAGAGCGCCCCCAGCCCACGCCUGGUGCUGCAGGAGGCCAAGGUGCGGCUCAUCGACGUCCAGCUGUGCAACAGCAGCCGCUGGUACGGGGGGGCCGUGCACCCCCAGGACCUGUGCGCGGGGUACCCGCGGGGCGGCAUCGACACCUGCCAGGGGGACAUCGGGGGUCCCCUGGUCUGCAAGGACAACACUGGUGACUACUUCUGGCUGGUGGGCCUGGCCAGCUGGGGCAAGGGCUGCGCCGGGGCCAAGCGGCCGGGGGUGUUCACCUCCACCCAGCACUUCCACACCUGGAUCCAGGUGCAGAUGGGACUGCUCCCUCCAGAAGCCGACUCUGCUCCACCCGAGCCCUUCCCGAGCCCGGAGGAAGAGCCCGAGGCAGACUUUGAGGACGAGGAGAAUCCCAACCCGGAGGACUCGGAGGAUUACACGAAGAUUUCAUUCCAACAACAGAUCCUGGGCAAAUUCCUGAACCUGCUGCUGGAGCUGCUGCAGUUCCUGAAGGGAGAGAAAGCCUGAGCCGGGGGAUGAGCUGAUGCAGUUGUGGCAAGCAUCCCCCGCCGGGGCCGUGGCUGCGGGGCCAG
Passer domesticus (house sparrow) is the source of this 1121-nucleotide messenger RNA. RefSeq names its product acrosin-like. Gene Ontology annotation, biological process: acrosome reaction; proteolysis. The transcript has 3 exons. Gene Ontology annotation, molecular function: serine-type endopeptidase activity. Bases 106 to 1056 code for a protein of 316 amino acids. The record is from RefSeq and is a predicted model, not a curated record. NCBI's taxonomy places the organism in Eukaryota, Metazoa, Chordata, Aves, Passeriformes, Passeridae.